This is a messenger RNA of Entamoeba nuttalli P19, 1581 nucleotides long. RefSeq lists its product as hypothetical. The transcript has a single exon. The record is from RefSeq and is a predicted model, not a curated record. Bases 1 to 1581 code for a protein of 526 amino acids. Gene Ontology annotation, molecular function: protein phosphatase binding; protein phosphatase regulator activity. NCBI's taxonomy places the organism in Eukaryota, Evosea, Mastigamoebida, Endamoebidae. Gene Ontology annotation, cellular component: cytosol; nucleus.
AUGAAUUACUGGUCAGGAAUGUUUAAUUUUUUAUCAUUAGAAUCACCUAUCGAUACAAUAUUAAAAGAAGAAGGGUGUACAUUAGAAAAGUUACUUGACAUUGAAGAUUUUAUUCAAGAAAUACGUACAAAUGAAGAAUUAAUUAAUUUUUGUUGUAAAAAGAAUAAUUUAAAAAAAAUUGUUCAAUAUGCAUUAGGAGAUAUACCAAAAGGAUCUACAUUUGAAAAUACACAAAAAUAUGGAAGUGUUUGUGCAUCAUUAUUUGGAGAUGAACCAACACGAUUAGUUGAAUCAAUAGGAAAAUCAGAAAAAUUGAUAAAUUAUUUAUUUAAUACAAUAAUGAAAGAAGAAAUAACAAAAAUAAGAGCUGCAUCACAAAUAUUAUUAUCAAUAUAUAAAGAUACUACUUCAAUAAUGUUUGAUAUGUUAAUUAAUAAUGAAGAAGUAUUAGAAAAAAUGAUCAAUCAUCCAGAGAUAGAUGGAUUAAUUGAUAAUAUAUUAGAAUUAAUGAAAUUAGAAGACUCAGGAAAAACAGGAUAUAUUGAAAAGAUAUGUAACCAUCAAUUUAUUAAUAAAAUUAUGACAAUAUUUAUGACUACACAAUCAAUUAGUGCUAUUGAAAAUAUAUCAAUGUUUAUUCAUUCUAUUGUAUUAUGGAAAGUUUCUAAUACUGAUUCUGAUACUAUUGAAUUUAUUAAUAGGUUCAAUAAUGAAGUUCUUCUUCAACAAUUUAUUGAUUUUAUAUUUAAUUCUCAAGAUGAUUUCAUUGUUUCUCAAGCAUUUCAUAUUGUAAGUAAUAUUCUCGCUUGUUCUACUAUUUUAACUUAUAAUGAUGAAACUCAUUUACCUGGUAUUUUUAAUGCAUUACUUCCUCAUGUUAAAGACUUUGAAAAUAUUAUGAAAUCAAGAAGAGUUGGAGGUGUUACUAACAAUUUAAUUUAUAUUAUUUUAUCAUUGGUAUUAAGUGGAUUUCAACAUGUUUAUGAUGUCAUUGCUAAUGAAAAUGUAUUAGGAGCAAUGAUGGAUGUAUUUUAUGGUGAUCAUUUAUGUACUGUAGUAAGACAAACUAUUCAAAUGACUGUAUUGUCUAUAUUGAAUAGUAGUGUUGAGAAAUUAAAAUUAAAAUUAAUUGAUGAUGGUAAAUUACUUGAUGUAAUGAAACAGAAAGACAUAGAUGCAAUUGAAAUGAAAAAGAAUAAAAAUAUUGCACCAGACUAUUGGUUAAUUGGUUCUCUUUUAAUGGUUGCACUUGUUAAUAGUGUAGAAGGUAGAGAUGAUGAAAAUACUGUGAAACAAAUAGUUAUGGGAAAUAAAGAUUUUAUUGAUUAUGUUCAUUCCAUUGUUAUGGAAAGAGAAACAGAAAAAUCUGAAUACUUCAGUAAACCAACAAACGAUGAUUUUUCUGAUGAGUUUGAAGAUGAUGAUGACGACGACUAUUUUGAUGAUUCAAAUGAAGAAGAUGAAGAAGACCCUGAAAAUGAAGAUGAUUUUGAUGAUCAAGAAGAUGAUUUUAAAUUAAGUUCAUCAUCAGAAGAUGAUGGCGAAGAAGAAGAUGAAGAUCCUGAAGAUGAAGAAAAGUAA